Orbicella faveolata is the source of this 778-nucleotide messenger RNA. Its product is annotated as brevican core protein-like. The record is from RefSeq and is a predicted model, not a curated record. Lineage: Eukaryota; Metazoa; Cnidaria; Anthozoa; Scleractinia; Merulinidae.
AUGAAAGUUCAAAGCAGAUCAAAGUGCGAGUUACGCUGCUAUCAAGCGGCCGAUUGUGUGUCCUACAACUUUGGUCCAACCCAAAGUGAUACGCCAUCAUGCGACUUGAACAAUAGUACACAUUUGCAAGUCUCGAGCAGCGACUUCGUGACCAAAGAGGAUUACAUCUACCGACAUAUUUUGAAAUUACUUUUGAUAUGUUCUUCAGACUUUAUUUCCGGGUCGGGUUCACUUCUUGGCUCAUGUUACAAGCUAUUCACGGUGCCCGAGAGAUGGGACAACGCACGUGCAAAGUGCGAAGAUCUUGGAGCACAACUGGUAAAGAUCGAGUCAGCAGAAGAGAACGACUUCCUUAAAAGCACGUACCUCAACGCAUCUGGAGUGACCUUUUGGAUUGGACUAAAUGAUCAGAUGCAAGAAGGAGAAUGGAUAUGGGCAGAUGGUAGCUCGCUGGGAGAUUACGUGAACUGGUUUCAAGACCCCAACAACUUGGGUGAUAAUCAGCAUUGUGUCCAUAUACUCAGGGGACCCUUUUCUAUUGGUGAAUAUCAUUUUCAAGAUUAUGACUUAGGGUGGAAUGAUUUGGAGUGUGAUGUUACGCUGGGAUACAUUUGCGAAGCAUUUUCCCCCUAAGGGUGCUCCGUUCAACCAUUUAUGACGCUGUAGCUUUUCUAAUGGUCUGCAUUUAUUUGGACGUUGCUGAUUUUUAUGUGGUGACACAUGCUUUAGUUAUGAGUUCAUUAUCUAGUACUUGUUACAUAGCUCAAUCGAAGGUUAU